This is a messenger RNA of Acanthosepion pharaonis, 483 nucleotides long. The record is from the annotation of a GenBank genome assembly. NCBI's taxonomy places the organism in Eukaryota, Metazoa, Mollusca, Cephalopoda, Sepiida, Sepiidae.
AUGUCCCAGCUUUAUUCCUUCAAGGCUGUAGAAGAUUCCUUUCAGCAACCAAAUGGUAAUGCUUCAGAGACGACUUCAUGUCCGCUUUUAUUCCUUCAGGGCUGUGAAGAUUCCUUUCAGCAGCAAAUAAUGCUUCAGAGACUUCAUGUUCAUUUGUUCCCAAGGCUUUAUUCCUUUCAAAAUGGCUGUGAAGAUUCCUUUCAGCAGCAAAUAAUAAUGCUUCAGACGACUUGUCCCAACUUUUCCUUCAAGGCUGUAGAAGAUUCCUUUCAGCAACAAAUGGUAAUGCUUCAGAGACGACUUCAUGUCCCAGCUUUAUUCCUUCAAGGCUGUGAAGAUUCGCUUUCAGCAACAAAUAAUAAUGCUUCAGAACGACUUCAUGUCCAGCUUUAUUCCUUCAAGGCUGUAGAAGAUUCCUUUCAGCAACCAAAUAGUAAUGCUUCAGAGACGACUUCAUGUCAGCACGUUCCUUCAAGGCUGUAG